AUGGUCAUGGCUGGGCACAAUUCCGGAGAGAACAGCACAUUUCCAUAUCAGCCCCUCCACGACACCAAGCGGCAGAUUCGCUUACUGGUCGUCAAUCGGAGUAACAAGGAGACUGGCAGACAAUAUAGCCUUCAAGUACGCUCACUCGAUAAGAAGCCUCGAUAUCGUGCCCUCUCCUACCAGUUGGGUACUGGAGCUCCAGAUCAUGCAAUAGAAUUCGACGACCGGGCCUUCUACAUUCGCAAGAGCGUCCACGAUUUCUUGCAUACCAUGCCAGUGGACGAUCUAAUCGGUGCAUGGUUCUUAGAUGCCAUAUGCGUCAAUCAGUCAGAUCAUCAUGAGCGAGCCGCGCAAGUGCGGCUCAUGGGUAUCUUGUACUCACGCGCACAAUCUGUCAUCGCCUGGCUUGGACCCGACCAUGCGGUAUCGGAGUCAGGAUCUUGGAUACGAGCUCGUAUAGCCUUCGCGUGGAUGACGCAUCCCACGGCAGAUCUUGGAGACUUGUUCAGAUGGCUGAGGAUGGAUGAUGAGGAUCUUGAGCACAUCUUGACUGCCAGACAAGCAGCGUCUCGACCAUACUGGACUCGACUCUGGGUUGUCCAAGAGGUGCUAUUUGUAAAAGACUUGCGCAUCAUGAUCGGCCAGAGCACAGUACCUGUGAAGUCUGUGACUGCUUGGGCCGAAGGCAAUCACUUCCACAGCUGGCGCUCGGAGUACUGGUCGGUACGCAGUCGACCUGCUUCUUGGCUAACGGCAUACGGUACUUUUGGCCGAGACAGCUUCGGCGGUAGCUUGACAUAUCCUUUAUAUAAAGCCCUUAUCACUUUUGGCACGCAAGGAUCGCUUGACCCCAGAGAUACUGUCUUUAGCAUACUUGGUCUUGCCACGACGAACAUAGCGCCGGAUUACGAUCUCACAAUAACCGAGGUGUAG
This is a messenger RNA of Recurvomyces mirabilis, 933 nucleotides long. RefSeq lists its product as uncharacterized. NCBI's taxonomy places the organism in Eukaryota, Fungi, Ascomycota, Dothideomycetes, Mycosphaerellales, Teratosphaeriaceae. The record is from RefSeq and is a predicted model, not a curated record. Bases 1 to 933 code for a protein of 310 amino acids. The transcript has a single exon.